AUGAUCACCCUCGGCAGCCUCGUAGGCAAAACGAACAUCAAAAUCAUCAGCAUCGUCACAACCCUGCUGUUUAUGAGCACCGUGAUCACAGACUUCGUCGGGCGAUUAGGACAGCACAGCACAGAGGCCGUGGAUGGCCAAAGCAGGUCGGGUCCCGUGCGGUCCAGCAUCGGAAAGCUUUCCAUGCUUUAUGGCGAACCCAAUCCUCUUUACGAACGAGCGUUGGCAGGCCAUCUGCCGCAUAACAAGAAUUUCGGAUAUAGCAUGUACGUGCUGAGAGAGAAGACGCUGCCAGGGUAUUGGUCGAAGCCGGCAUACAUCCUGGAUCAACUGCUUGCAGAGCUUGCGCUGCCAGAGGAAAAGCGGUUGAAAUGGCUGGUCUGGUUCGACGGCGAUACUGUUCUGAUGAACCCCAAAAUCCCACUGGAGAUCUUCCUCCCGCCGGACGAUGGCUGGAGCCAUGUCCACGCCCUGGUGACCAAUGACCACCGAGGGCUCAACAACGGCGUCUUCUUUUUGCGAGUGCACGAGUGGUCAGUGUGGCUUAUGACGGCGUGUCUGGGGACCGAGAUCUUUGAUCCGGAGAUUGACCUGGAGUUUGGCGAUCAGUCGGCGAUGGGAAUGUGGCUCAAAAAGGAACGCUUCCGCAACAACACGAUGCAUGUCCCGCAGAGGUGGUUCAAUGCCUAUGCGGGAUACCGAGGCGAGACCAACGGGCUUUUCGCCGAUCCUCUGGCGCCCCAGACCAAAGUUAGAGCCAAUUCCAUCAAAGAAGGCGAUCUUCUCGUCCACCAUGCAGGCCACAAGUCCCUGCGGGCGCAACGGAUGGCGCCGUGGAUGGAUAUCGCUGAACAACACCUCCCGCAAUGGGAGCUGAACCUGGACGAGACGACAUACGAGCAAGAGAUCCGAGAUUUCUGGAAAAAGGAGGCCCCUAAGGAGAGAAAACGGGUGGACGACAUGAUCAAGAACGAAGACAAGAAAGCGCAGGAAAAGGCUAAACAGAAGGAGGCCGAUGCGCACAAAAAGGAGGAGGAAUCAAAGAAGAAACAGGACGACGUCCGGAAGGCUGAAGACCUGAAAAAGAAGGAGGAAGAGUCGAAAAAAGCAGAUGAGGCUAAAAGGAAGGAAGAGGAGGCCACAAAGCCCGACGAAGCAAAGACCAAAGAGGCAGCAAAGAAAGCGGAUGGUGACAAGUAA
Messenger RNA from Capronia coronata CBS 617.96, 1200 nucleotides. RefSeq lists its product as uncharacterized. The record is from RefSeq and is a predicted model, not a curated record. Bases 1 to 1200 code for a protein of 399 amino acids. The transcript is spliced from 3 exons. Gene Ontology annotation, molecular function: glycosyltransferase activity. Gene Ontology annotation, biological process: protein N-linked glycosylation. Gene Ontology annotation, cellular component: Golgi membrane. Lineage: Eukaryota; Fungi; Ascomycota; Eurotiomycetes; Chaetothyriales; Herpotrichiellaceae.